Molecule: messenger RNA, 907 nt
Organism: Camarhynchus parvulus
Lineage: Eukaryota; Metazoa; Chordata; Aves; Passeriformes; Thraupidae
Gene: NQO2
Product: N-ribosyldihydronicotinamide:quinone reductase 2
Exons: 6
Coding region: 5-688 (227 amino acids)
Cellular component (GO): cytosol
Molecular function (GO): NAD(P)H dehydrogenase (quinone) activity
Source: RefSeq, a predicted model, not a curated record
AGCAAUGGCAGGGAAAAAAGUCCUGAUAGUCUAUGCACAUCAAGAGCCCAAGUCCUUCAAUGGAUCUUUGCUGAAGAUUGCUGUGGAAGAGCUGAGCAAGCAGGGCUGCAGUGUCACCGUGUCGGAUUUAUACGCCAUGCAGUUUGAGCCCAGAGCAACAAGGAAUGACAUUGUUGGUCACCUGCACAACUCAGAAGCAUUCAAUUAUGGUGUGGAAACCUGGGAAGCUUACAAGAGAGGAGGUUUGUCCAAAGACCUGGUUGAAGAGCAGAAGAAAGUGCAGGAAGCAGACCUGCUGAUUUUCCAGUUUCCCUUGUUUUGGUUCAACAUGCCUGCAAUCCUGAAGGGCUGGAUGGACAGAGUCUUGGUCCAAGGCUUUGCUUAUGAUUUGUCAAAGGUUUAUGAUGGUGGUUUGCUCCAGGACAAAUUAUCCUUGUUUUCUUUCACUACGGGAGGAAGCAAAGAGAAGUAUGCAAUCAGGGGUGAUAUUCGCUAUCUCCUAUGGCCCAUGCAGCAUGGAAUCAUGCACUUCUGUGGUGUCAAAGUGCUUGAACCUCACAUCUGUUAUGCUCCAGAGAAUGUCUCUGAGGAGAAGAGGAAGGAGAUGCUGGCUGCCUGGAGCCAACGUCUGAAGACUCUUUGGAAGGAAGAGCCCAUAGACUGCUCUCCUGAGUGGUAUUUCAAGUAGUGUUCAGGUGCAAGACUACAGAGAGAAGAUUUUCUUUUUCUCCAUUCUUUUUGAUGCUCUAUCUAAAUACCUGAACACUAAUCUCCUAAUUCAAAUAUAUUUUAAGAAUCUUGAAUGCUACAUCUAGCAGUUUAACUGGCAACAUAGUAUUUAUCUUCACUGAUUCCCAAGAGAUUCCCUUCAAGGAUGGGUGCAAAACUCCUUGUGUUGUUCUCCUUG